AUGGACUUAUUCGUAAUUAAUAGAUAUCGAGAUGUAGAAGAAGAUGCGUCGGUAGAUAUAGCAGAACAAGAAGCCAAACAUUUAGAGAAAUUAAAGAAAAAGAUUGCAGAACGAAAAUCUGCAUAUGCAUCAAAGCGGACUUCUGAUGUGAUAACUCUUAAACCACAAAAACAAAUUGAAGUUGUAGAACCUAAAAAAGAAGAUGCUAAAGAUAAUAAGGAGGCACCUAAAACAGAUGAAGAUACCAAGACCGACAGCAAUACUGAUGUAAUUCAAAAACCAGAUAAAAAGAGAGCUAAACCCUCACAAGAAUUCAAAGUAUUGGGUGUUAAUGAUUUUGAAAAGAAAACCAAGGUUUCAAGAGUACUACCGUUCUGGCUAUCACAUCCGUUUAAUAUUUCUACCAGUUUGAAAUCUUCGUCUUGCAAAGUAGAAGAUCAAGAUUGGCUACAUAGUACACUCAAAUCUACAUUACAAAGUGAAGGUGUCACUACUUUGUUCCCAGUUCAAGAAAAAGUGGUACCUUUUAUUUUAGAUCAACAUAAAUUAACUUAUCCAUUUUGGCCACAUGAUAUUUGCGUUUCUGCGCCUACGGGCAGUGGCAAAACACUAUCAUUUGUCUUGCCAAUAGUUCAGAUUCUUAUGAAUGAAAUUGGGUGUCAUAUAAGAGCCCUAGUAGUGUUACCAGUACAAGAAUUGGCAGCUCAAGUGGCUAAAGUUUUCAAAAAAUACUGUUUGAAGACUAGAUUAAAAGUAGCGUUAUUGGGAGGAUCCACACCACUACAGCAAGAACAACAGAGUCUUGUUAGAUAUACUGAAUCAUCUGGUUGGGUGAGUGAAGCAGAUGUAGUAGUAUGUACUGCUGGUCGUCUAGUAGAACAUCUACAAAAUACGGAAGGAUUUUCUUUGAAACAUUUAAAGUUUUUAGUUAUUGAUGAAGCAGACAGAAUUAUGGAUCACAUACAAAAUGACUGGCUAUACCAUGUUGACAAACACAUCAAAUUGGAGAAUGAGCUAAUGACUGGACGUCAUUCUAAUCUAACAUGGUCUAGUCUUAUUGAGCAAAAGCCACCACCCCACAAACUGCUAUUUUCAGCUACUUUAUCUCAGGACCCUGAAAAAUUAGAACAAUGGGGCUUGUUCCAGCCAAAAUUAUUUUCUGCUGCCAAGUCAAACAAUUAUGAAGAUGAAGACCAAAUUAGGCUUUAUGCUACACCUGAAGAAUUGACAGAACAGUAUGUUACUUGUGAUGCUGAGCAUAAACCACUUAUUCUAUAUCACUUCUUAGCUGAUCAAAAAUGGGACAAAGUCUUAUGCUUUACUAAUGCCGCAGAAGCAGCACAUAGAUUAUCUGUACUUCUUAACACUUGGAGUAAUGGGACAUUUAAGGUUGCGGAACUAUCUUCAGCACUAGACAAAUCCACAAGAGAAAAUGUAUUGAAAAAGUUUACACAAUCUGAAAUUAAUGUGUUAAUUGGUACUGAUGCUUUAGCAAGAGGUAUUGACAUCACAGACUGCAACUACGUCAUCUCUUACGAUCCUCCAAGAAAUAUCAAGACUUACAUUCAUAGAGUAGGUCGUACUGGAAGGGCAGGACGCAGUGGUCAUGCAGUUACUAUCCUGUUACAGAACCAAGUAACGCAAUUUAAGGAAAUCAUACAAGGCGGUGGAAAGGCUGAAAUACCACAAAUCGAAAUAGAAGUUGGCAUUCUUGAUCGUCUAACAAGCAGCUACCAACAUGCUAUGAGUGAAACUAAAAGGCAAAUUCAUGCUGAAAUAGAUACAAAAGUGAAGAAAUCCUUAGAGAUUAAAAGAAGAUUAAAAUCAAAACCACAAAAAAGAAAGCUUAAUACAUCUUGA
Molecule: messenger RNA, 1860 nt
Organism: Spodoptera littoralis (African cotton leafworm)
Lineage: Eukaryota; Metazoa; Arthropoda; Insecta; Lepidoptera; Noctuidae
Source: the annotation of a GenBank genome assembly